GUUCCGGUGAAUAUCAAAUUUCUGCCUCUUCGCCUGGUAACCGAUGAAUUUCGUCGAUAACUUAAACAAAUGGACGAGUAGGGUGGAUAUGGACUACGGGAACAAACUGAACCAGGCUCUCUCCUCUAGCACUAAAUUUCUGCCCACAGCAGGACUGCGCGGUGCUGGGCCGUUCCAGCACUACGGCCGGCCCUUGGGCCACGGCGUGAAAGUCAAAGAGGAAGACGAGAGUGUGGAGGAUUUCUUCCAUUUCGCUCAGCAUCUUCAGCAGCAAACAGGCGAGUGUCUCACAGCGUGCUGCGGUGGAGCAAAUCCCAAAUCUCUCCCUCUCACUACCACUCUAAGUACCUCACUUACUGCCUCUCUCACGUCCCCUCUGAAUACCCCUCUCAGUAGCCCCCCACCCAAACCAAGCAGCCAUCCUUCAGCCGAGCGGCCAUACCACUGUCAGGACUGCGGCAAGUAUUUCAGAAUCAGCGACAUUAAGCGCCACCAGCGGAUCCACAGCGGAGAGAGGCCAUUCCCUUGCUUCCAGUGUGGUAAGAACUUCCCCACAUCGGGCGAUCUCAAAAGGCACGAGAGGAUCCACACAGGUGAGCGGCCGUACCACUGCCUGCAGUGCGGCAAGAAUUUCUCUGACUCGGGUCACCUCAAGCAGCACGAGAGGAUGCACACGGGUGAGCGGCCGUAUCAAUGCCCGCAGUGCGCCAAGCGCUUCUACAGGUCGGGCGACCUCAAACGGCAUCUCCGCAUCCACAGCGGCGAGCGGCCUUACAAGUGCCCGCAGUGUGAAAAGACCUUCUCCGAUUCUGGUCACUUGCGGGGCCACCAGCGCAUCCACACAGGAGAGCGGCCUCACCGUUGUACGCUGUGUGAGAAGAGCUUCUUCAGAUCGGGAGACCUGAAGCGUCACCACCGGACACACACCGGUGAGAGGCCAUACCAGUGCUACCAGUGCGGGAAGAGCUUCUCCGAAUCGGGUCACCUGAAAGAGCACCGGCGGAUUCACACCGGAGAAAAACCCUACCACUGUAACCAGUGCGACAAGAGCUUCUCGCGCCUGGAGCGACUGAAGGGCCACCAGAGCAUCCACACGGGCGAGAGGCCCUUUCACUGUGCUCAGUGCGGCAAGAACUUCUUCAGAUCCGGUGAGCUCAAGAGGCACCAGAGGAUUCAUAACGGAGAGAGAGCAUGAAAUCGCUUAUUAAAGCAUUAGGGCCAGGUUUUGAGGUCUCUGUUUUUUUCUUUUCAGGGUGUUUUUAUUUUAUUUUUGCUUUCCUAUUCAUAGCCAACCUGACUGCUGAUCUCACGUUGCAGAAUGGUUUCUGCUGUGUGAAACGAAUAAUUCCAGAGGGGCUGUGUUAAUCAAAGGGUAGAGAAAGGAUCGUACGUACAAUUUGGCUUUUGAGGAGGAGGUUCAGCUAACGGAUUUGAGUUUUUAUGCCCAGAUGAUAGCAGAGAGGACAUUUACCUGGCCCGUGACAUUCCCUCUUAAAUAAAAUUCAAGCAUUAGGAUGUUGAUUCUAUUUUUAACCUAACAUAGAAAAUACUUCAGAUCCUCCCUGCAUGUUAAAGGUUCCUCGGAUGGCUUACGCAGCGAUCCUGACCCAUUCCAGAUCUUUUUUUUUUUUUUUAAAUCACUACCUCCACAUAUUGUUAUUUGCAGUUAAGUUCUGACUGGGAACGGCCUGUUGAAAUGUUCACUGUUACAAUCUGCUUUAAGUUUAAAGGAAUGAAUCGGCAAAAAAUAUAUUUGCACAUUGAUUCCCCUUACCCCAAAUGUCACCUGGUGUUGGCUUCUUUAGUUUCACACUGGACUGUAAUGUAGCUAAAGGCUGAUUUAUACUUGAUGUUAACAGCGCGUACGUGCAUGCAAGAUGGCCAUUGUGCAUAUCCUGCGGUCAAUUGGUCUCAUCGUGUGUGCACGUCUUCGGAUGCAUUCGUGUGGUGCAAUACCAACAUAAACAGUCGAGGCAGCAUAACACCAUAUACCACCUGAAAGGUCUGUUUUUGAAUACCGUUUUCUGGAUUUUCUAGACUAGCAAAUGCUUUUCAAUGUACGGUGAGGGUUUUUGAGUUGAGACGCAGCUCAUGACGACAGUAACGCCCAUGGCAGGAAGUUCCGUGCAUCACUAAAUAAUACGGUUCAAUUUGGAAACCAAGUGGACCGGGAUGUUUUGGCUGUGACAUGUCCUCUAUCAGACGCCGCUUUUAAUUCUCCAGAUGUACGUGAGAUACGCAAGUGUGUGUUUGUGUGUGUGUGUGAACAACGGUGCUAGCGUACAAAGCUGCACAUACGCAUGGGGAAAGUGAAGUGUGUGUGUGUGUGUAUAUGUAUAUGUGUGUGUGUGUGUGUGUGUGUAUAUAUAUAUAUAUAUA
This is a messenger RNA of Ictalurus furcatus (blue catfish), 2379 nucleotides long. RefSeq names its product zinc finger protein 239. The record is from RefSeq and is a predicted model, not a curated record. The coding region runs from base 44 to 1195 and encodes 383 amino acids. The transcript is spliced from 3 exons. Gene Ontology annotation, molecular function: RNA polymerase II cis-regulatory region sequence-specific DNA binding; DNA-binding transcription factor activity. Lineage: Eukaryota; Metazoa; Chordata; Actinopteri; Siluriformes; Ictaluridae. Gene Ontology annotation, biological process: regulation of transcription by RNA polymerase II.